GUCAGGAUGGCUAAAGGUAACCCCAAGAAACCAAAGGGCAAGAUGUCCGCUUAUGCCUUCUUUGUGCAGACGUGGAGAGAAGAACAUAAGAAGAAAAACCCAGAGGUCCCUGUCAACUUUGCGGAAUUUUCCAAGAAGUGGUCUGAGAGGUGGAAGACGAUGUCCGGGAAAGAGAAAUCUAAAUUUGAUGAAAUGGCAAAGGCAGAUAAAGUGUGCUAUGAUCGGGAAAUGAAGGAUUAUGGACCAGCUAAGGGAGGCAAGAAGAAGAAGGAUCCUAAUGCUCCCAAAAUGCCACAGUCUGGAUUCUUCCUCUUCUGUUCAGAAUUCUGCCUCAAGAUCAAAUCCACAAAGCCCGGCAUCUCUAUUGCAGAUGUGGCAAAAAAGCUAGGUGAGAUGUGGAAUAAUUUAAAUGACAGUGAAAAGCAGCCUUACAUCACUAAGGCGGCAAAGCUAAAGUAUGAGAAGGAUGUUGCUGACUAUAAGUUGAAAGGGAAGUUUGAUGGUGCAAAGGGUCCUGCUAAAGUUGCCCGGUAAAAGGUGGAAGAGGAAGAUGUAGAAGAGGAGGAGGAAGAAGAGGAGGAGGAGGAGGAGGAGGAUGAAUAAAGAAACUGUUUAUCUGUC
Messenger RNA from Symphalangus syndactylus (siamang), 621 nucleotides. RefSeq names its product high mobility group protein B3-like. NCBI's taxonomy places the organism in Eukaryota, Metazoa, Chordata, Mammalia, Primates, Hylobatidae. The record is from RefSeq and is a predicted model, not a curated record.